AUGUCACGUGUGUAUCAAAGCGAGGGCGUUGUGUCAGAAGAAGGUGCUGGGACGUUUCUCGCGCACCUUCCCUCUGGUACGCCCGUUUACUGUUACAAUCAACAGUGCGCUAUACAGAGCCUCUUUCCUCCGUAUUCGGUCGAAGAUCGUUUUAUCGUCUUGAAACACUUUCCGGCAGAGAUACUAGCCGAGAACGAGGAACAAUUGCCAGGUCGCUGUGACUAUUCGCCAUCACUUCAAAUUCUCAUUAUAACAAUGCCUAGUCAACCGCACGAAGAAGCGGCGUCCAGUUUUGAGGCAAUGAUUGUGACGCUCGCGCUAGAGAUGAACGUCAACAGACGGAUUGCGAAAUGCGGAGCGACUCUUGUGGAUACCCCUGAGCGAAACAAGCAGGCAGACCGAUCCUGGAAGCCAGCCCGCCAAGGGAGAGAAUUCCCAACGGUGGCAUUAGAAGUUAGCUUUUCUGAGACAACACUAAAACUAGAGAGGGACAUCGCUUGGUGGAUCAAUGGAUCAAAGGGCGAAGUAAGAAUGGGGAUCACUAUCGAUAUCAAAAGAGGAUCUCGCUCCAUUGAAAUCAAAUCCUGGACUCCAGCAUUCGAAUCAUCACUACGCAAUAUCUAUAUCACAGCAGGUGGUCGCCAGGUUAUCGACAGACGCAUCAAAGAUCCACCGCCACCUCGAAUGACUCAGAGAAUUCGCAUUACGAGGGGGAGAGAUGGCUCCAGCCCUACGAUUGAAGGAGAGCCCUUGACUAUACCAUUUCACACUCUGCUAUUGGAUGAGCCAGGAGAAGGCGAGGGUGAUUUCGUGUUCACAGCGGAAAUGCUGUUGCAUAAUUUAGCAGAACCUGUCUGGGAUGCGAUUGACGACGCCGAAAUGAUCAAGGCCAAGAAGAGAAACAAUCAUCACACUGCGUGA
Penicillium robsamsonii is the source of this 921-nucleotide messenger RNA. RefSeq lists its product as uncharacterized. The coding region runs from base 1 to 921 and encodes 306 amino acids. Lineage: Eukaryota; Fungi; Ascomycota; Eurotiomycetes; Eurotiales; Aspergillaceae. The record is from RefSeq and is a predicted model, not a curated record. The transcript has a single exon.